This is a messenger RNA of Ceratotherium simum simum (southern white rhinoceros), 2021 nucleotides long. RefSeq names its product glycerol-3-phosphate dehydrogenase 1 (gene GPD1). Gene Ontology annotation, biological process: carbohydrate metabolic process; glycerol-3-phosphate catabolic process. Gene Ontology annotation, molecular function: protein homodimerization activity; glycerol-3-phosphate dehydrogenase [NAD(P)+] activity; NAD binding. Gene Ontology annotation, cellular component: cytosol. The record is from RefSeq and is a predicted model, not a curated record. Lineage: Eukaryota; Metazoa; Chordata; Mammalia; Perissodactyla; Rhinocerotidae.
CCAGGGCUGAGGGACAGGAGGGAGUGAGGGGGGCCAGUCACUUGCUCCUUAUCUGGGCUAUUUCUUGGCAGACCUCAAAAUGGGACCAUUGCGGGGACGGGGUGGGAAACUGGGCUGGGGCCAAGGGCGGAUGCUUGCCAGCACUGUCAGCUGUUAAACCUAAGAGGAAAAGCGGGGCCUGGUCUCUGCCCCAUUCGUGGUCCCCACCUGUCUCUACCCGUUCCUCCCCUUUCCCUGGCUCUGCCAGGCUGUCUCCCUGGGCACUCGCCUCCCCACCCACCCUGGGGGGCGGGGCUUGGCUGCACCCACAUGUGGCGGAGUUAUAUGUUCCUAGCCAGCAGAGGAGCUGGGGAGUGUAGCACUGAGCUGGCUCAGGCAGAGAAGCGCCACCAUGGCCAGCAAGAAAGUCUGCAUUGUAGGCUCCGGCAACUGGGGCUCAGCCAUCGCCAAGAUUGUGGGUGGCAAUGCAGCCCAGCUGGCACACUUUGACCCACGGGUGAUCAUGUGGGUGUUUGAGGAAGACGUCGGGGGCAGAAAGCUGACAGAGAUCAUCAACACGCAGCAUGAGAAUGUCAAAUACCUGCCAGGGCACAAGCUGCCCCCCAACGUGGUGGCUGUCCCAGAUCUGGUCCUGGCUGCAGCGGAUGCCGACAUCCUGAUCUUUGUGGUGCCCCAUCAGUUCAUCGGCAAGAUCUGUGAUCAGCUCAAGGGCCACCUGAAGGCAAACACCAUUGGCAUAUCUCUUAUUAAGGGGGUAGACGAAGGCCCCAACGGGCUGAAGCUCAUCUCUGAAGUAAUUGGGGAACGCCUUGGCAUCCCCAUGAGCGUGCUGAUGGGGGCCAACAUUGCCAGCGAGGUGGCUGAUGAGAAGUUCUGUGAGACAACCAUUGGCUGCAAGGAUCUGGCCCAGGGACAGCUUCUGAAGGAGCUGAUGCAGACACCCAAUUUCCGUAUUACCGUGGUGCAAGAGGUGGACACAGUAGAGAUCUGUGGAGCUUUAAAGAAUAUAGUGGCCGUGGGGGCUGGCUUCUGCGAUGGGCUGGGGUUUGGCGACAACACCAAGGCGGCAGUGAUCCGACUGGGGCUCAUGGAGAUGAUCGCCUUUGCCAAGCUCUUCUGCAGUGGCCCUGUGUCCUCUGCCACCUUCUUGGAGAGCUGUGGUGUUGCUGACCUCAUCACUACCUGCUACGCAGGACGGAACCGCAAGGUGGCUGAGGCCUUCGCCCGAACAGGAAAGUCCAUUGAGCAGCUGGAGAAAGACAUGCUGAAUGGGCAGAAGCUGCAGGGGCCCCAGACAGCCCGGGAGCUACACAGCAUCCUCCAGCACAAAGGCCUGGUGGACAAGUUCCCUCUGUUCAUGGCUGUCUAUAAGAUAUGCUACGAGAACCAGCCAGUGGGUGAAUUCAUCCGCUGCCUACAGAAUCAUCCAGAACAUAUAUGAGUGGGGCUGGGGCCCAGGCCAGGCAGCUUCUUUACCCCAAUGGAGACAGGAAGAAGCUUGGGGUACCUGGCCACCAGGAUCUCUGGGACUCCCCACAAAGCAGCCACUUCUCAGUUUUUCACUGGAAGACAGGAGGCUGUGGGGCCCAGCUACCUGCUUGGAAAUCCAGAACCACCAAGCAGCCUGUAGCCUCUUGCCACCACAUUUCACCAGAAAUGGAGUUGCCUUGUCCCUCUCCAGAUGUGGGGCUCUCUCCCUGUCCUCUGGGAGGGGUAGACUCAAGCCCCAGUGCUGCCUGCUUUCAGUGUGUGUGUAGGGGGGGUGGGGAGGUGGCGGGAGAGGGAGGCAAGGGAUCCCCACUGCUGCUUCACACAGACCAGGAAUCCUGUCCCUAAGCCCAGUUCAGUGGCUAAAGAAGUACCUCAGCCACAAGAGGGAUGAAGCAAGGGCUGCCAGGGCGGGGUCUGGGCUUUUGAGCUGACAUAGGCCCCAGGAACCCCUUUGCUCUGACCUCUACCAGGCCUCACACAGCAUCAAUGGAUCUCAGUGUUUGUUACCAAAAUACAAAGAUCUCAAAUAA